Molecule: messenger RNA, 1663 nt
Organism: Platichthys flesus (European flounder)
Lineage: Eukaryota; Metazoa; Chordata; Actinopteri; Pleuronectiformes; Pleuronectidae
Product: CMRF35-like molecule 8
Exons: 6
Coding region: 221-1225 (334 amino acids)
Source: RefSeq, a predicted model, not a curated record
AUAUAAAUAAACCAAAUUGUAAUAUAUGAAAGUGUUAUUCACUUUCCUAUAACAUUCCCAGUGAGCCAGGUGGCAGAUCGGAGGGAUGCUGCGCCCCUUCUCACAUGUUCGAAGUGGUUUCAGAGUGAGGUUAAAACAGAGGAAGCUACUGAAACACAGGAAGUGCAAGAGUAAAGAGGAAACCCAGAGUUGUCAUUAAUUUGAGGACAGUUACAAAGACAUGAAACCAGCGUUGAGAUCAGAAAAGGAAAAGGGACGAAGACGUAUGAGUAGCAUGGAACAAGUUUUCCUCAUUCUGAUUUUUGCAGGAGGAUUCUGGAAAACUGAAGCUAUAACUGUAAAAGGAGAGCUGGGUGGAGACAUCACAAUUACAUGCUCUCACUCUAAUGCACAUGACAACAUCAAAUAUUUCUGCAAGGCGCCUUGUAGGGAUGAAGACAUCCUAAUAAAGAGCAGCGAAAAAAGUAAAGGCAGAUACAGUAUCACAGAUAAAGGAAACACAUUCUACGUGACAAUCUCUCGUCUGACAGAGGACGACACAGGAACCUACCAGUGUGGAAUAGAAAGAGUUUUUGCUUGGGACACGUACCAAGAAGUUGUCCUCAAAGUCCUAAAGGGAAAAACAAAGGAGCCUGAUGAUGACUUCUCACAAUCAACUAGAGGUGAAGCAAUUACUACAACUGCAACACGUCCUACAUCUACUACAACUGCAACACGUCCUGCAUCUACUACAACAUGUCCUGCAUCUACUACAAAUGUAGCACGUUCUAAUAAGUCAGAGUCUGGAGGGAAGCUGGUAUACAUCAGAGCAGGCCUCGGGGGGGCUGUGCUGGCUCUGGCGGUGGUGCUGCUGAUCUUCUACAAACAUCAAAAGAAAGAAAUCAGCACCACCUCUGAAAAAAAACAAGACCCUGAAGAUGACUUUUCACAAUCGAGGUUCAGGAAACGCAGAGACGACGUUAGUGCAGAUGAAGGAGAGAUCGACAGUGAGAACGAUGACAUUGCAAAAGAAGUGCGAUCGAUGAUACGAUUAUCUGAGAAGAACUCUGGUGCUCACCGCCCAAAACAGGAUCGUUCAACUUCUGUGUACACAGAGGUCGAAUACAGCCACCUCAUAUCAGUGAAACCAUCUGCUGCUCCAGAGGUACUACAGAAUCAAGACAUUCAGCUGCAAAUGUCCUCAGCACCACUUCAGAGAUCUGCAGCAUAUGUAUACCACCCAUGAUAUCAAAAAGAGAAGGCAAUGGCCGUCUCAGAAAACACACAGAUGCCCAUGCAGCACUGAGGAAUGCUCUGAUCAAAGCCACAGACAGCUUUUGGAGCACUGUGUCAGUUGUUUACUACACAACCUGCAGUGGUUCCACUGAAUCUAAGCCCUGCUCUCUUUGGUUUGGCUUGGAUUUGUCUGAAUAGCCUGAGUUCAUCCCAGAGUUGUGAGUCUUUUGUGUUGUUAUGGAGUUUUUAUGAGGCUGAACUGCACGACUCACUCUGCUUCUACACAUGUACAACUACAUGUUCUGUGUGUUGUGUUGAUGAUAUGAAACUCACUUCUUUUGCUCAUUGCUUAUUUUGUAUUGUUUUUUAAAUUUUUUGUAGAAUGCUCUGUGCAUGAAAUAAAUGUAAUGAAUUUAUAAAUUACAUAAAAUACAAUAAAAUUUAAUUG